Molecule: messenger RNA, 3740 nt
Organism: Gymnogyps californianus (California condor)
Lineage: Eukaryota; Metazoa; Chordata; Aves; Accipitriformes; Cathartidae
Gene: RUNDC3B
Product: RUN domain containing 3B
Exons: 11
Coding region: 71-1417 (448 amino acids)
Source: RefSeq, a predicted model, not a curated record
CCUCGAGACCGGGAGGCCGGGAACAAAGGCUCCGCGCCAGCCCCGGCGGCUCCACCUGCCCCCAGCGGAGAUGGCGUCCCUCGGCUUAGGGGGGCUCAACGUCUCCGCCCGCAGGAAGAGCGUCCCGUCUCGCAACGCCGCGGUGGAAAGGCGGAACUUGAUCACGGUCUGCAGGUUUUCAGUCAAGACUCUGAUUGACCGUUCCUGUUUUGAGACUAUAGAUGAUACUUCCCCUGAAUUUAAUAAUUUUGCAGCCAUUCUGGAACAGAUUCUAAGUCAUCGACUGAAAGGUCAGAUCACCUGGUUCGGCUAUGAAAGUCCUCGUAGUUUCUGGGACUACAUUCGAGUAGCUUGCCGAAAAGUCUCUCACAAUUGCAUCUGCAGUAUUGAGAACAUGGAGAAUGUUGGUUCUUCUAGAGCUAAGGGUCGAGCCUGGAUCAGAGUAGCACUUAUGGAAAAGCAUUUGUCUGAGUAUAUUUCCACAGCUCUGAGAGACUUCAAAACAACCAGGAGAUUUUAUGAGGAUGGAGCAAUUGUUCUUGGUGAAGAAGCAAAUAUGCUUGCUGGUAUGCUGUUGGGACUCAAUGCAAUUGAUUUCAGUUUUUGUCUGAAGGGUGAGGGAUUGGAUGGCAGCUUUCCAGCUGUCAUAGAUUAUACACCGUACUUGAAGUUCACUCAAAGUUCUGACAGCAUCAGCAGUGAUGAAGAAGAGCUAAGAACGCUGGGCAGUAGUGGCAGUGAAGGCAGUACUCCAGAGAACAUUGGUCCUCCUUUCAUCACGGAUGAAAACAGUUGGUACAACAAAUGCAAAAGGGUAGAACAGAAGUACCGGCUUGCAUUGGAACAGAAGGGUUACCUUGAAGAAUUGGUACGACUCAGAGAAAACCAGCUAUCUGAAUCUGUCUCACAGAAUAAACUGCUGUUACAAAGAAUUGAAGAUAUGGAUCUAGCCCAUAAAAUGGAGAAGGAACAGCUGGAAUAUAUAAUUGUGGAACUGCAAGACCAGUUGACUGUGCUAAAGAAUAAUGACUUGAGAUCAAGACAAGAAUUAACUACUCACCUCACCAAUCAGUGGCCUUCCCCAGGAGCUCUGGAUGUCAAUGCUGUUGCCUUGGACACUCUACUCUAUAGAAAGCACAAUCAACAAUGGGAUGAGAAAAGUUUUCAAAGUCUGGACCAACUUUCAGCAGAAGUUAGUCUUUCUCAGUCCUCUCUGGAUCCAGGUCACUCACAGGAUGGGAAGCAGGAUGGAAUGAACUUGUUAAAUGAAGGGAAGGAAGACACUCCAUCAUUGCUUGGUCUUUGUGGCUCUCUUACUUCAGUAGCAAGCUACAAAUCUCUCACGAGUCUGAAAUCGAGUGAAUAUCUUGCAAGUCCCACAACAGAGAUGACAAGUCCAGGCUUAACACCAUCUUGAGAUACACACAAGAAGGAAGAGCUUCGUGUUGUAUGCAUUUGGUUUAUGUUCCAUAAAACGACUUGCAAUGAAGACUGCUAGUUCUGAGUUAAAAAAUAAGCUGCUUUAUUUUUUCUUCUCAUUGGUUACCUGUUUAAUUCACACAUGCUGUCAGUUUUCAUUCAAACUUUUUUUCCCCCCAGAGGACUUUUCCGAUUUUCUAUUUUAGUCUUGAAUUAUUUAAAGCUCUUGGUCAGGUACAGGACAUACAAUCUGAUGCUUACGACUGAUUUUUAAAAUGAAACGGUUGGAAAUCAGUCCCCUACUUAACUGCCAUGACCUUUGUUUCUCCUUGCAAUGGCCUGGCGCUACUCUAGCCACGGUGCUUCUCUGCAGUGCUUUAAAUAUCUAUCAACUCUGGCAGAACAGACAGGGAAUCCUUAACACCAGUCUUUGUAGGCAAAUAGAUGUUUUACCUAAAAAUCCAGCUUUUCAUCUGUGUAUGUUGCGUAGGACCUCAAAUAGCGUAUUUAACCUAGCAACAGCUCUUCUCAAGUUGACUCAAUGUUAGAUUUUGCAUUCCUGUUAGUAUCAUGGCACUUAGGAGAUGUCCGAAUCGCACUGAAGAUCACACUGAAACACUCUUACUAAUUCUUGAAGUUGCAUGUGAAUAACAAAUGUAAGUUGAUCAUCUAAAUCAAGCAUACUUAGCAAUUUGUAAAUGUUGAGGAAACUCACUACAUGCUUUUGAGUGACCCGAGUUACAGAUAACCAAACACUAUACGAGAAAUUUCUUGGUUUACUGGCCUUGCUGGAAAGACGGGGACUAAGGAUGGUGGGGUUAGCACCUUGGGAAGUUUGGAUUGUGUGUUUAUUGGCAAGAUCCCAAGGAGCGUGAAAAAGGGGAAACAAAGACAAUGUAAUUGACAGUAUUCUCAUCUUAAAGAUUUUUCUCAUUCCUGUAGUAGUGCAAUAGGUAUUUUUCUUGAUUAGGUAAUACGGCAGAACUUAUUUCAGUCAGUUUUCUCAAAUUACUUGCCAUUGAUUUAAAUUACUGAUAGAAAAAAACAAAAAAAAGGGAGACAUUUUUUAAAUGAAACUAACUUUCCAGAUUACCCUACAGUUUCAAAGUUUGCAAAUUAAUUUUUGAAUUGCAAACUAUAUUCUUAAUUCUUUGUAAGAUACAAUGGAUCCUUUACCUAUGAAUUUUGCAAAUCAAGGUAACGCUUAUCAGUAUGAUUAGUAACUUUUUAAACAAAACUUAAAUGCAUGUAAGUACGUUGUAUUUAUAAGUACUAGGGAAAAAUGCUUUUUUGUGCCAAAGAAGUUUCAUAAAUUGUUUACAUGAGUAGCUGCAAUACAAGACAGAUUUUUAAUUAUUGCUUACUCUUAGGUGUUUACAGUACGUCACUACACUCUGUGUGGUUUUAGUUGAUUUGCCUCUUGUAAUGGUACCUUGGCACUACUACUAUAAUCUGGUCAUCUUAGGGUGGGCUUGAAAGAAAGAGGAUUCAUUCUUACCUUUACUAAAAACUAGGGGGAAAGUUUAGCCUUUGUAAGUAUGAGGCUACACAUCCCUGGAACUCAAGGCACUGUUGGAUUUAGCUGCAGGAAGUUCAGGAUGCAUCUCCUCAACUCUCCAGUCCACAGUGCUGGAGGGCAUUGCAUCCACGGCAGGGUAAACAACUACUGAUGCCAUUUUAAUGCAGAUUUUUAAAGCAGCUUAGCAAAAGCCACCAGACCUUGUCUUUCAAGCCCUCAUGUACCCACCCAGUUAAUUUCUCUGUAAUAAACUCUGACCGUUAAAUCCUUUCAUACACUGUCAGAAUGUCCAUUACUUCAUGUAACUGGGUUUUUUGUUAUCACAUUAAGCACCUGUUCUCUCAUGGCAGUUGAGUAACGCUAUUAAAUACUAAUUUGUAAACUAGAGAUGUGUUUUCAGUACAAAUACAGUGAGGGAAUCCGGAUUCCACAAGUUAACAUUCUACAUCAAGGUACAGUGAUUUAAUCCGUCUCGUUUGCUGUUAAACACUUCUCCCGCUACGUCAGUAUUUUGGAGGGGGCUAAAAUCAUGAUCUUCAGUCAUGUUCGCUGAUGGCUCUUUUCUUGGAGCUACUGGUGUGAAACUCAUGUGUCAUUUAACGGAAGUCUUUUAUGUAGUCUGACACCACUGUGAGUUUCUGGGUGUCAUUUUGUGCAUGGGAAAUCAGUUAUGUGUGUCUUUCUCAGUUCUAAACGUUAAUCAUUUUUCAAAAAAAUUGAAAAAAUGCCAAAACUGUAUGUUUUGUUGCCUUGACGUUUCAUGAAUGUUGCAUGUAAAUUAAACAUUUUGUAUCAUCGCUAA